Messenger RNA from Castor canadensis (American beaver), 4195 nucleotides. The record is from RefSeq and is a predicted model, not a curated record. Lineage: Eukaryota; Metazoa; Chordata; Mammalia; Rodentia; Castoridae.
GUCCUGAAACAUCCCGGGGAAGUGAAGUCGCCUAGCCUGCCGAACCCAGCGGAGGUACGCAGCCCUGCGCCGCAGCAUGAGCGCGCGUGGCCAGGCCCUGGGCUUCCUUCUGAUGCUGCUCUGUUCAGCGAAGGUAUUUUCCCAGUCCUGUGUUUGGUAUGGAGAAUGUGGAAUUGCAUCUGGAGAUAAGAGGUACAAUUGCAAAUAUUCCGGGCCACCAAGACCACUUCCGAAGGAUGGGUAUGACUUAGUGCAGGAACUCUGUCCAGGAUUCUUCUUCGACAAUGUCAGUCUCUGUUGUGAUGUUCAGCAGCUUCAGACACUAAAAAGCAACCUGCAGCUGCCUCUACAGUUUCUGUCCAGAUGUCCAUCCUGUUUUUAUAAUCUUAUGAACCUCUUUUGUGAACUGACAUGUAGCCCUCGACAGAGUGAAUUUCUGAAUGUCACAGCAACUGAAGAUUAUGUUGAUCCUGUUACAAACCAGACAAAAACAAAUGUGAAAGAAUUGGAGUACUAUAUUGGACAGAGUUUUGCCAAUGCAAUGUACAAUGCCUGCCGGGAUGUGGAGGCCCCCUCAAGUAAUGACAAGGCCCUGGGACUCCUAUGUGGGAAGGAUGCUGAUGCCUGCAAUGCCACCAACUGGAUUGAGUAUAUGUUCAAUAAGGACAAUGGACAGGCACCGUUCACCAUCACUCCCAUUUUUUCAGAUUUUCCAGUCCAUGGGAUGGAGCCCAUGAGAAAUGCCACCAAAAGCUGCAAUGAGUCUGUAGAUGAGACCACAGGGCCGUGCAGCUGCCAGGACUGCUCUAUCGUUUGUGGUCCCAAGCCCCAACCCCCACCCCCUCCUGUUCCCUGGAGGAUCUUUGGCUUGGAUGCCAUGUAUGUCAUCAUGUGGAUCACUUACAUGGCAUUCUUAUUUGUAUUUUUUGGAGCAUUUUUUACAGUGUGGUGUUAUAGAAAACGAUAUUUUGUGUCUGAGUACACUCCCAUUGACAGCAAUAUAGCCUUUUCUGUGAACGCCAGUGACAAAGGGGAGGCUUCCUGCUGUGACCAGCUUGGUGCCGCAUUUGAGAGCUUUUUGAGGCGCAUGUUCACACAGUGGGGGGUCUUCUGUGUCCGAAACCCUGGCUGUGUUAUUUUCUUCUCACUGGUCUUCAUUGCCGCAAGUUCUUCAGGCCUUGUAUUUGUCCGCGUCACCACCAAUCCUGUCGACCUGUGGUCCUCCCCCAACAGCCAGGCCCGCCUGGAGAAAGAGUACUUUGACACACACUUUGGGCCUUUCUUUCGGACUGAGCAGCUUAUUAUCCAGGCCCCCAACACCAGCAUACACAUUUAUGAGCCGUACCCCUCAGGAGCCGACGUGCCCUUUGGACCUCCACUUGACAAAGAGAUUUUGCACCAGGUGCUUGAUUUACAAACAGCUAUUGAAAACAUAAUUGCAUCUUACAACAACGAGACUGUGACACUUCAAGACAUCUGUGUGGCCCCUCUAUCACCAUAUAACAAGAACUGCACCAUUCUGAGUGUGCUAAAUUACUUCCAGAACAGCCAUUCCAUGCUGGACCACAAAAUAAUGGAUGACUUCUUUACGUAUGCAGAUUUCCACACGCACUUUCUGUACUGUGUACGGGCUCCUGCCUCUCUGAAUGAUACAAGCAUGCUCCAUGAUCCUUGCCUGGGUACAUUUGGAGGACCAGUGUUCCCGUGGCUUGUGCUGGGAGGCUAUGAUGGUCAAAACUACAAUAAUGCCACUGCCCUCGUGAUUACCUUCCCUGUCAAUAAUUACUAUAAUGACACAGAGAAGCUCCAGAAGGCCCAGGCCUGGGAAAAAGAAUUUAUUAAUUUUGUGAAAAACUACAAGAAUCCAAAUCUGACCAUUUCUUUCACUACUGAACGAAGUAUUGAAGAUGAACUGAAUCGUGAAAGUAACAGUGACGUCUUCACCAUCGCAAUUAGCUAUGGUAUCAUGUUUCUGUACAUCUCUCUAGCCUUAGGACACAUCAAAAGUUGUCAAAGGCUUCUGGUGGAUUCUAAGAUCUCGCUAGGCGUUGCGGGUAUCCUGAUAGUGCUGGGCUCGGUGGCCUGCUCGCUGGGCAUCUUCAGUUACAUCGGGGCGCCAUUGACCCUCAUUGUGAUUGAAGUCAUCCCGUUCCUGGUGCUAGCAGUUGGGGUGGACAACAUCUUCAUCCUGGUGCAGACCUAUCAGAGAGAUGAACGUCUUCAAGGAGAAACCCUGGAUCAACAACUGGGCAGAGUCCUAGGAGAAGUGGCUCCUACUAUGUUCUUGUCAUCCUUUUCCGAGACUUCGGCAUUUUUCUUAGGAGCACUAUCAGUGAUGCCAGCUGUUCAUACUUUCUCUCUGUUUGCGGGAAUGGCAGUCUUUAUUGACUUCCUUCUUCAGAUGACCUGUUUUGUGAGCCUCUUGGGGUUAGACAUUAAGCGGCAAGAGAAAAAUCGCCUGGACAUCCUGUGCUGUGUCAGCAGUGCUGAGGAUGUAGGAAGCGUUCAGGCCUCAGACAACUUCCUGUUUCACUUCUUCAAAAACUCCUAUUCCCCACUUCUGCUGAAGGACUGGAUGCGACCAGUUGUGAUAGCCGUAUUUGUGGGUGUCCUGUCAUUCAGUAUUGCAGUCCUGAACAAAGUGGAAAUUGGAUUGGAUCAGUCUCUUUCAAUGCCGAAGGACUCCUAUGUAAUAGAUUAUUUCAAAUCCCUCAGUCAGUACCUACACUCGGGGCCACCUGUGUACUUUGUCCUGGAGGAAGGUCACAAUUACACUUCCCUGCAAGGGCAGAACAUGGUGUGCGGUGGCAUGGGCUGCGACAAUGACUCCCUGGUGCAGCAGAUAUUUAAUGCGGCUGAGCUGGACAACUAUACCAGGAUAGGCUUUGCUCCUUCCUCCUGGAUUGAUGAUUAUUUUGACUGGGUUAAGCCACAGUCUUCCUGCUGUAGAAUCUACAAUGUCACUGACCAAUUCUGCAAUGCUUCAGUGGCUGAUCCUUCCUGCAUCCGCUGCAGGCCUCUGACUCCAGAGGGCAAACAGAGGCCACAGGGCAGAGACUUCAUGAGAUUCCUGCCCAUGUUCCUUUCUGAUAAUCCUAACCCCAAGUGUGGAAAAGGGGGACAUGCUGCGUAUAGUUCAGCAGUUAACAUCCUUGGCAAUGACACCAGCGUGGGAGCGACAUACUUCAUGACCUACCACACCGUGCUUCAGACCUCCGCUGACUAUAUUGAUGCCUUGAAAAAAGCCCGACUUGUGGCUGGUAACAUCACCGGAACCAUGGGCGCUAAAGGCAGUAAUUUCCGUGUGUUCCCAUACAGCGUGUUCUAUGUCUUCUACGAGCAGUACCUGACCAUUAUUGAUGACACCAUCUUCAACCUCGGCGUGUCCCUGGGAUCCAUAUUUCUGGUGACCAUGGUGGUUCUGGGCUGUGACCUGUGGUCUGCGGUCAUCAUGUGUGUCACCAUUGCCAUGAUUCUGGUCAACAUGUUUGGUGUUAUGUGGCUGUGGGGCAUCAGUCUGAACGCAGUUUCCUUGGUCAACUUGGUGAUGAGCUGUGGCAUUUCUGUGGAGUUCUGCAGUCACAUAACAAGAGCAUUCACGGUGAGCACGAAGGGAAGCCGCGUGGACCGCGCAGAAGAGGCGCUGGCUCACAUGGGCAGUUCUGUAUUCAGUGGAAUCACACUUACAAAAUUUGGAGGGAUUGUGGUGUUGGCCUUUGCCAAAUCUCAAAUUUUCCAGAUAUUUUACUUCAGGAUGUAUUUAGCCAUGGUCUUACUGGGAGCCACUCACGGACUAAUAUUUCUCCCUGUCUUACUCAGUUAUAUAGGACCAUCGGUAAAUAAAGCUAAAAGACAUGCCACUCGAGAUCGAUACAAAGGCACAGAGCGAGAACGACUCCUAAAUUUCUAGCCCUCUUACAGGGUUUGGUGACUUUGAACUGUGUCUAGGAUGGGUCAGUUUACCACUGGACAGUGGCUACACUGUCAAGGCUGAGCUGAACGCUGGAUGCUCCGACAUCAGGCUGCAUCUCAGCAGCAGCUCUGAAUGUUUUUAAACUCAGGAAUGCACACUUGACUUGUGAAGCAGUAUUAUGGCAUCUGAAGGUGACCGCAGGACACUAAAGCCUCCCCCUGGGAUCUUGGGCAAGAGGAAGGACACAUCGGAUGGCUGCUCACUGAUGUUUUCAUAGGCCAA